CUAAAGUAUCUCCUAGACGCGAAUGGAUAUUUUCUCGCGGAUGUAGCGUUAAUUCUGUCUGAUAGCAGAUGUUGAAUUUGUGCUUAACAGCAAUUAAUAGAGAAAAAUAACAAGUAUGUAUAUUGUCGAUAUAAUAAUAGCAACUUAAGAUAACUUUCUGACAACAGAUAGCUAUAUAUAGCGGUGGUAUAUAGCUACAUGUCCAAGUUAAAUGCCAGCGAGUCGCUGUCGUUUUAAAAUGGAGGCUAAUUAUGAUACAAUUACGCUUGAGCUAAAUAACCAAGUCAUAUUUGAUGCUGAUGAAACAAAAGGAGAGCAGAAGAGUUUUUUGUUUCACGAUAAGGACUUGGAUGAUAUUCCCCCAUCUCUGCUUAGCUACUUUGAAACCUCAAAGAGUAGAGCAGCAGUUUGUGAGAAGCUCAUCCUUGAGGAAAUUGAAGACUUCACGUUAUCACAUCACACUGACAACACAAUGAACUUGCCAUUUGAACUUGAUAAGGACAAGAGGAAACCAAAUGAGCAGGUCACUGGUGACACAGAAAAUGAAGAGAGCAACACUUCUACUGACACCCGCCUCCGUCCUGCACCCACAGAACCACUUUUUACUCACAAUGUGUCAGUGUGUCCCAACAAUGAAGUUGAAACUGGAACACAUAAAUAUACGGAGAGUGAGAAGCAUUUUGCAUUUGAAUACGAGGCAAAGCAAGAAAAACGACACUGUGAGAAGAAGGAGGAGGAAAGGAGACAAAUAGAAAGAGACUUCCAGAAGGAGCUGAAGAAGAUAAUGGAGGCAGAGAAGCUGCAUCAGAAGGAAUUUGAGUUGAUGGGGAAAAGAGCUCAGGAAAAACUUGAACAGGAGUUGCUGCUGCAACAGGAACUGAUCAGCAACUUACAGAGACGAGUGGAGGACGAGAGGAGGAUGAGGGAAGAAGAGCAGAAGAGGAUAAAGAAUGAGGAGGACAAGAGGAAAAGGGAAGAGGAGAAAAUCAAGAUAGAGGCAGAGAGGAAACAAAUGGAGGAAGAGACAAGGAGGAAGAAAGAGGAAGAGAGAAAAAUAGAAGAGAUGACACUUAAAAAAAUAGAGGAGAGGAAACAUAAGGAAGAAGAAAAGAGGAGAAUGGAGAGGGUGGAAAAGAGGAAGGGAGAAGAGGAAAGAGUUGAUAUAGAUUUGGAAAAGAAGAAGCUAGAGGAUGGGAUGAGAAUGACAAUGGAGAAAGAAGAGAGGAAAAGGGAGGACGAGAGGAGGAAAAGGGAGAAGGAAAGAAAAGAGACAGAAGAGGCAAGGAAAAAGAUGGAGAAAGAGAAGAGAAAAAUGGAGGGAGAAAUGACCCUAGAGGAGGAGGAGAGAAAAAAUAGCAAGAAAGAAAACAUGAGAAUAGAAGAAGAGGUGAGAAAAACUAAGGAGAUUGAGGAGAGAAAGAAGCAGGAUGAGAUGAGGACGAAUAACGAAGAACAGGGGGCUGAUGAUAGAAAAAGGAUGGCUCAGGAAAAGCUUAAUGAAGAGAUGAGUAGGAGGGGUAAAAGUAAACAUGAAAAUGUAGAUGAAGAAAUAACAUUUGUGGAGAGGAAAAAGAAGGAAGAAAAGGACAGGAAAAAGACGGAGGAGAAAAGGGAAGUGAAGGAAAUGGCAAGAGAAAAGGAAGGGGAAAACAGAAGACUUAAAGAUGAACUUGGACCCAUGGAAGAGUAUGAGGAGACGAAGACGGACAAUGAAAAGAAAACAAAAGAAGAAGAGCAGAAGGGGAAGCAGAGGGAUGAAGUGUAUUACAAAAUAAGGCUUAAAGAGGAUCAAGAUGGCUAUAAAGGCUGUGAUGUGUACAACAAAAAGUUGGAACAGAAGAGCAAAACAAAAGAAAAAAAACAGGAGGAGACGAGCAAAAGGGAGGAGGAGAUCAAAAAUGUGGAGGAAGAGAAGCAGCUGAAGGGAGAAUUUAAAGAGGAACCCGAAAAAAACAAAGAGGAAAUUAGACUCAAACUAAAUGAGGGGAGCCAAAAGAGAGUGGUGCACGACAGGGAAAAGGACGUAAGAGCAAAUGAGCUGCAAGAGAAAAGAAAAAAUAACCGCACGAAUAAAGAUAAAACAGAAAACUCCCUGGUCUCACAACUACAAGACAGCACCAGCUGGACUUCCUCAAGCCCUGGUCCUUUACAAAGCGAGUCUACAGUCAGGCCCACCAGUACUGAAACCAUACUACAACAACAUGACCCAGAAGUCAGUCAGACCUCCCUAGAUAAAACUGUGGACUACGAAAAUCAAGCAGCAAGGCCUCCCCCUGUGUUUUUACCCGUGUGCCUCCCAGUGCACACAGAGAAGAAGAGGCUGUCAUGGAUGAAUAACUGUAUCCCCUGGUCCAAACUCUCCCUCCAGAACAAGAGGAAGCAGAAAGGAUCCGUUCGGAGCCGGAGAGGGCUGAGAGGCGCUAGCGAGGCCAACAGUCCGCCACCUCUCUGCCCUGACUCUUUGCUUCAGUUCACAGGCAAGAAAUCCUUGCAAGAGAUGACUACAGUGACCGUGGAGGACCUGCCCGGCUGUAGCUUAAGCACUCUCGCUCAGUGUACUCAACUUCAGUCCCUCACCCUCAGACGCUGUGGCCUCAACUCCCUGGAAGGCAUCAACCAGAUACCACAGCUCUGCUACAUCGAUGUACAGGAAAAUAACAUCUCAUUUGUCAACUGUGAAAAUAUGACUAGUUUACGAGUUCUUCAACUCGGCCACAACAAGCUGACGUCCAUCCAUGGUUUAACUGGUGCUGAAAAUUUGGACGUUCUAGACCUCUCCUACAACUCCAUCACUCGCAUUGCUGGUCUAGAGUCUAUGAGGAGACUGCAGAGGUUGUCACUGGAUCACAACCAGCUGAUCAGCACCAAAGGACUGAGGGACGUGUUCACUCUUCUGCAUCUGAACUGCUCACACAAUCACCUGGCAAGCGUGGAGGGUCUGGAGAACAGCGCUCUCCUCAACACACUGGACCUGAGAGCCAACAAUCUUACUGAGCCCCCCAGUCUGAACAACCAGGUCCUCCUCCGAGAGCUGCAUCUAGACGACAACAGCAUCUCCUCGCUGCAGGGCCUCACUGCUUGCUGGCUCCCUCUCAUGCAACGUCUCUCUUUGGCCCAAAACAGAAUUACCCAGCUGCCCUCCAUGUCUGAUUCUGUGUCCCUUGCAAAUCUGGAUCUUCGAUUUAACUGCAUGUCAGAACUCCAGAACGUGUGUGAAAGUCUGGAGGGAUGUCAAUCCCUGCGAGAGGUCCACCUCACAGGGAAUCCUCUUCAGCAGGAGAGAAGCUGGAGAUCCACUCUGCAGAAAGCAGUGCCUGGGCUGAGGGCCACCGAUGACCAGGAGACAGACUCUUUUCUACCGCCCCCUGCUGUUCAAGAGGGCAACUUGGCUCCGGGCAGCUUCCUAGCGUUCUGCCAGGCUCAGCUUCAACAGACUGGUGAUUUACAGCAGAGGCACAGCAGGGAGCUCAGUAAUGCCUCAUCUUCCCUGGAUGCUGUGAAGACCUCCUGCCGACACUUUGCUGAGGCUCUACAGCUGGCUAAGGACCAGAGAUUUGCCCAUGAAUAUGGUGACACCACUGUGGCUGCCAAACUCAAGGCUGCAUGCCAGACAAAACCUGAGGAUAAAAUUGGACACAUGGACAGCACCAAUGCUGACAAGUGUACUGAGUGCCCAGAAAUGGAGUCCACUGGAAAAGUCCAACCAGUUCUUCCAAACAGCGACAUUAUCAGAUACAAAUACGGGACUUUUGAGGAGAAGUUAGCUGCAGAGAGUCAGCAUUACUCAUUUGAUACUGUUGCAGGAGGUUCAAAGACAGAGACAACAAAUUGCAGAGCUAACUCUGACAGUGUUCACUCCUCUGCAACAAAGGGAAAGCCAACUUCCUCCGAUAACGAAAUGGCACUGGGCCUCCAAAACACAGCAGCAGUCGUGAUUCAGCAGCUGUGGAGGAAAUAUAGACUGAAAUGUGAGAACAUCAGCAGCCUUUCCACAGCUGAGAAAGGAGGAGGAAGUGGUGGAGAUGGAGGAAAGCCAGCGUUAAGACCUUCAUAUAUUAAUGGGAGCGUUGUUGGCCAAGAUUAUGCAGCAACUGUCAUCCAGGCUUUUUGGAGAGGCUUCACUCUGCGGAGGAGGCUGGCAUCUGCUUUGGCUGCUGUCACAUGCCUCGACACCGGAGAGGACGACACCUUUGAGGAGGUGGACAUGGAUGAAUUUGUUUUUGAUGAGGCAGCACUGGAGAAACACUGGACAUUGUUGCUUACUGAGGACCCACCUCCUAGACGUGGCCCUGUGUCUGAGCAGCCGCUGUCUCUAAAGCCUCUUGAACCCUUCCAGUACAUACUCCCACCACCGCUUGUAUUGAGGCCAAAGCAGGCCUGGGUGCCCGGAGAACAGGUGGACUCUGCUGGACAGAGGGUGUCCCCAGAGAGCUCCAUCAGAGGCCAAUCUCCUGCUUCAACCUCAAUGCUCAGUGGUCUGUCUGAAAGAUCAGGAAAGAUUCUGGAAGAAUGGGGUUUCACCGACAGCCACACAGCUCUUCUGAUGCUCAAGAGAGCUCAGAAGAUGAAGUCAACGAAGCAACAGCAGAAAAAACGUAGAGAUCCCUCUGUCCGUCUUGCCUUGUUUAGAAACUGCAGUCACCAGCUUGGUCCAGUGGAGGCACGAAACAGACCAGCAAAACACAACAGGAAUUAUAUAAGAGUUGGUGAGGCUGAGCUGGGCCUUCAGCAGGCAGAGAAGGUGGAGCGAGUGACGCAGGAGCGAGCUGAGCAGUGGCUGCGCACCCAGGCUGCUCACUCUGACAGGGACUCAGAGAGCGAGCAUUUCUUACCGGAGAUCAGCGCUGACAUUCUCAACGGUGGCAGAGUGCAGCUUGUGGCUGACCCAGGAUAUACAGAAGGUCUACAUCAGGCCAAUGGAUUGUGGGCCAACGGGUUGUGGGCCAACAGCAGUUUAGCUGCCCAGCCUUGCAAAGAGAACAAUUAUCCUCGCAGAAACUCUUUGGGUCGUGCAAGAAAGGAGGUUCCAUCUCCUCAGCGAGUCACAUCAGCGCCGUCAAAAAAGGAGCGCAUCUCCUACCGAGACAACCCUGUCCAGUUGAGUGGCGGCUGGGGAGGGGGCAAGAAGCGGGACAAAGUGUACAAGUAAAACACAAACUCUUCUACUACCACGUCACCUUCUUUUGCUGUCCUUAUCCAACACCCUGAGCAACUUGAAGACUGAUACAUUUGGUAUUUGUCCGUCUUCUAAUACAUAUCUGUAAAAAAAAAUGCAGCAUUUUCAAAAUAUGUGUAUUUGGUUCAGGAAAGCAUGUUUAGGCUAACAACAACCUGUGUUGUUGUAUGAACAGGUAUUUGUGCUAAAAACCCAAAUGGAAUGACCCAAGAUUAAAACCAUUAGAUUUCUGUCUCACAAGGCAAUUUUUUCCUUCCACAAAGAAGACUUUCUUUAUUUUUAUUUAUAAUGCCAUUUAAUCGCCGCAGCUGAAAACUCAAGCUCCCUGUCCCGAAAAUUAAUUAAACCCAAUAGGUCCUGGACCAGCGCAAAUAUCUUCAGGCAGUUCCAUUAUGUUGAUUUAGCUCAAGUAUCACUGCCUGAAUGUGAUCGCAGCCAACCAGCAACAAAACACAUGGAACAAAAUGCCACGCUUCAUAUGCAAAUCAUAGCAGAAAAUAAGAACCAGGACCUUUUUAAUACCUGUGGAUUCAUGUUUCUUUGGAUGCUGAACUGUUGUUUCUCUGCUGAUUUCCUCCCUUGACAAAAAUAUAGUAAUUACAGUUUGUAGCCAUGGAAAGAGACUUGCUUUUUCUACCCUCUCUUGUGCUCUCUUAAGAGUAAAGUUUGAUAAAUCCCAGAGAUUUCACUGCAAUUUCCCCAUUCUGCGGCUAUAUUUAGCUCCUGCUCACCAACAGUGGGCUUGAAAUUGCUGCUUUUAUCAGCCGAGCACAAACAUUGGUGUUAGAAUUAGAACAAUGUUUUCUUUAUUUCCAGUCGUGGAUUAUAAUGGCCGUGUCUGUGUAUUUGAAUUUGGAGAGCUUAGGCGUCCGUCCGCAAACACUGCCCAACCAGAGGCGGUGAACCUCAGGCUUGGAGGCUCCUCCUCCCUGGUCCGCCGCCUGGAAAUGAUAACUUAAUGAAUAUCAAAACAAAUAGCCUUAGCUGCAGAAUGGCUCCCUGGCAGGAAAUGCAUGUCUGUCUAUUUAUUUUUCCCUUGUCUUUCACUUGCACAUGUCUGGAAGGUGUGUUUUGACUGUACGUGAGCUGAUGGGGGAUUUUGUAAGUGGUGUAUGCCAGAAAUGUGGCGGUCCUGCCCACUUGGGGAUUAUUGUGAAACCCAAUGCACUGUCUUCUUCCAGGGGGGGACUGAUUCUUCAUCAGGCUCUCUGUGGGACAUCAAGGGGGGUGUUUCUGUCAACAAACUGUCAUUACGCAACUUCUUUAACAUUCAGAUUUUUAUUGCACAAUCAACAUGAAAAGACAGGUGACGUAAAAGUACUGAAUAUAUCUUGUCUCUAGUUUUGUUUUGUUUGACACAAGUUCAGAUUUACCCAGACUCAGAGU
Molecule: messenger RNA, 6562 nt
Organism: Etheostoma spectabile (orangethroat darter)
Lineage: Eukaryota; Metazoa; Chordata; Actinopteri; Perciformes; Percidae
Gene: lrriq1
Product: leucine-rich repeats and IQ motif containing 1
Exons: 26
Coding region: 212-5149 (1645 amino acids)
Molecular function (GO): protein binding
Source: RefSeq, a predicted model, not a curated record